Messenger RNA from Strigops habroptila (Kakapo), 2366 nucleotides. RefSeq names its product potassium voltage-gated channel interacting protein 4 (gene KCNIP4). Gene Ontology annotation, molecular function: potassium channel regulator activity; calcium ion binding. The record is from RefSeq and is a predicted model, not a curated record. The transcript is spliced from 9 exons. Gene Ontology annotation, biological process: regulation of potassium ion transmembrane transport. Bases 95 to 847 code for a protein of 250 amino acids. Gene Ontology annotation, cellular component: voltage-gated potassium channel complex. Lineage: Eukaryota; Metazoa; Chordata; Aves; Psittaciformes; Psittacidae.
GCUCCGGCUCCCGCGGCCCCGGCGUGGCCGUGCUGCCGCGCUCCCCCGCUGCGUCCCGCCUCGCCGCGGCUCCAGGCGCCUCCCGCCUCCCAGCAUGAAUGUGAGGAGGGUGGAGAGCAUCUCGGCGCAGCUGGAGGAGGCCAGCUCCACAGGCGGUUUCCUCUACGCUCAGAACAGUGCCAAACGCAGCAUUAAAGAGCGACUUAUGAAGCUCUUGCCCUGCUCGGCUGCCAAAACGACAUCUCCUGUUACUCAAAACACUGUAGAAGAUGAAAUGGAAAUGGCCACAGUACGACAUAGACCUGAAGCUCUUGAACUUCUGGAAACACAGAGUAAAUUCACAAAGAAGGAACUUCAGAUCUUGUAUAGAGGUUUCAAAAAUGAAUGCCCCAGUGGUGUUGUCAAUGAAGAAACCUUCAAAGAGAUUUACUCUCAGUUCUUUCCACAGGGAGAUUCCACAACUUAUGCACAUUUUCUGUUUAAUGCAUUUGACACUGAUCACAAUGGAUCCGUAAGUUUUGAGGAUUUUGUUAUGGGUCUCUCAAUUUUACUUCGAGGGACAGUACAGGAGAAACUGAAGUGGGCUUUCAAUUUGUAUGAUAUAAAUAAGGAUGGAUAUAUAACUAAAGAGGAAAUGCUUGAUAUCAUGAAAGCAAUAUAUGAUAUGAUGGGAAAAUGCACCUAUCCUGUUCUCAAGGAGGAUGCACCUAGACAACACGUGGAAACGUUUUUCCAGAAAAUGGACAAAAACAAAGAUGGAGUAGUUACCAUAGAUGAAUUCAUCGAGAGCUGCCAGAAAGAUGAGAACAUAAUGCGAUCCAUGCAGCUCUUUGAAAAUGUGAUUUAAUGAAGACAUUAGGUCUACAACUAAUGGACAAAUAUGAGCUAUUCUGCAACGUUAUCUAAAAGAUGGAUUUCCCACUUUAUCAUAAAUAAAAUUACUCAGCUUUACACUGAGACAUGUAUUAUGCAAAUAAAUUUUUUAUUAUAAACUUUUCCCAACAAAAAAAUUCUUAAAUUAUACAAUUUAGCACUUCAACAGUGGCUAGUUAGUUAACGAGAUAUUGCUUUGAAAAGUCAAGUUUUUACUUCAAACCCAAACAAAAUAAGACCUUACGUUAUCAUUCCAACCCAUCAAUAAAAUAGAUACUAUGACAAGGAGAUUAAAUAAAUAUUCUAAGUUUUGCUACUCAUCUGUAUUGGAUUAAGCUCCAGGUGUUUGAGUGUAUUUCUUAAAUAUUAGCUUUUAAUUUAUACAGAGGCAUUACCAUGUUUGGAGUUUUUCCACAUUUCUAUGGUGUAAUCCUCAUUUUUUGAAUAAUACUUUGAGCUAAAGUGCUGUAAUCAAUGUGCAAUGCACAUCAUGCUGCUAUUGCCUUCCACCUUUGACUUGCUUUUCUUUUCAAGAAAACCCUCCAAACCUAACAAAAUAGGUAACUUGAGAAGAAGAAUUGCUGUAGAACAAAAAAAGACAUUGCUUAUAGGUAGAUAUACUCCUUAACAAAUACGAGUAAGCUUCUAUCAAUCACACUUACCUAGUAAAUCUGCAUUUAAUUUAUCAUGACAGGAGUCCUACAUACUGUAUUUCUAAUUUUUCUUCAAUGUGUCUACAAAGUUCUUUGCUUAAAAUUAAGGAUCUUCCAACUUUCAAUUUUUCAUGAAGAAACCUUACACUGUUUUCAUGAGUAUGUGUCUUUCUGCGUUUAAUGAAGAAAAAGGCGUGAACUUUGGCAUCUUCCAUGCCGCCUCAGUGCUCAGAAUGAAUAUUACUAUGUAGAUGCAUCUACUAAUAAUGACUGACUGCUAGACAGGCUAACAUCUGUAUCAACUUUCUGUAAUAUCUUCAAUUAUGAGACAGAAUCAGGAAAAAAUUGGAAACUUCAGCUAUACAAUAUCAUCUAUGUGUGAUAAAUGCAUUACAUUUUUUUAGGAUCACGUCUUCAUUAAAAUUGGAGCUACCUUAAUUCUGAACCUGGAAAAACUUUUCUAUAAAAGUAUGUACCUAAAUAUAAUAGUGCCCCCCUAUCCAUGUAAUUUUUAAGAUAUACUGUCCACAGAGUUUACUUCAAAAUAGGUGAAAUGGUAUCAGAUAUAGGCCAAUCUUCAUUGUGACAUUGCUGCAGAAAAUGCAAAAGGGGAUUAAUGAAAUAGAAUGAAUGUUGCAAGUGCAUUCUUUGGAAAAAUAUAUCAGGUAUCUAUUCUGGUGUAGAGAUGGGAUGUUAGAGGCAUGUUGAAGGCUGCUCUGCUAUCACCAGUGUAGGAUAAGAGUAGUACAAUACAUGUACACUUGAAAUCUGCUGUAGCGUGUUUGUGUAAACUAAAUGUGCACAUUUUGUUAAAAAAAAUAAAAUAAACAUGAAGAAAAA